This is a messenger RNA of Dendrobium catenatum, 1205 nucleotides long. Its product is annotated as proteasome subunit beta type-5. Gene Ontology annotation, cellular component: proteasome core complex. Gene Ontology annotation, molecular function: threonine-type endopeptidase activity. The transcript has 8 exons. The record is from RefSeq and is a predicted model, not a curated record. Bases 100 to 918 code for a protein of 272 amino acids. Lineage: Eukaryota; Viridiplantae; Streptophyta; Magnoliopsida; Asparagales; Orchidaceae.
CCAGCAUGGGCCGGGCAGUCCCAUGGUUGCUUUCUUUUAGGUUUCUUGAACCGCAAUUUUCCCCUACCGAGUGGCCACAGAGCACUUUAGAUUCCCAAAAUGAAGCUUGACACAAGCGGCCUCGAAGCUUUCGUCCCGCCUAGCAGGGGGCUCAACGUCCUGUCAAGUGACUUCACGGCGUCACCCGCCUUUGAUCUACCCGGCUGCACUGAUUUUGAUGGGUUUCAGAAGAACGCCGUCCAGAUGGUGAAGCCGGCAAAAGGAACGACGACUCUUGCCUUUAUAUUCAAAGAAGGCGUCAUUGUGGCUGCCGAUUCCCGAGCCAGCAUGGGAGGAUAUAUCUCUUCACAAACCGUGAAGAAAAUAAUUGAGAUAAACCCUUACAUGAUUGGCACAAUGGCCGGGGGUGCUGCAGAUUGUCAAUUUUGGCAUAGAAACUUGGGGAUCAAGUGCCGUCUACAUGAACUAGCAAACAAAAGAAGGAUUUCCGUGACAGGUGCUUCUAAGCUUUUGGCAAACAUUCUGUACUCAUACCGUGGAAUGGGCCUUUCAGUUGGGACCAUGAUUGCUGGAUGGGAUGAAACGGGCCCAGGAUUAUAUUAUGUUGACAGUGAAGGAGGUAGGCUGAAGGGAAAACGAUUUUCUGUUGGAUCUGGUUCACCAUAUGCAUACGCUGUACUUGACAGCGGGUACCGAUUUGACUUGUCAAUUGAAGAAGCAGCAGAGCUUGCUCGUCGUGCAAUUUAUCAUGCGACUUUUCGUGAUGGAGCAAGUGGUGGAGUUGCUAGCGUUUAUUAUGUUGGGCCUGAUGGUUGGAAGAAGCUUUCUGGGGAUGACGUUGGCGAGCUGCACUACAAGUACUACCCAGUUGUCACGUCCUCUGUGGAGCAGGAAAUGGCCGAAGCACCAGUGGCUUAGAGAUUCAUUUUAUUCAGAUUCAGAUCCCUGCUCCACUUACUGUUACCAUAUCUAUUGCAGCUCACUUAAAAGGAGUUUGAAAUUUACACAAUUUGAAACUUGAGAACUAUAAGAAACUGAAACCUGUUUCUAAUUUUUAUAUGAUUCAAUGCUCCAACUACCUUUUUAUGACAUCUUUCCAUCAGUAAAAUUGUUUCACUUAUCAUUUCCCAGUUAUAGUGUUUCAUCUUGCAUGUGUCAUUACUAGAAGCUAUAACUUUUCAAUCGAAUAACAUCAUUGUACUUCA